Paramecium primaurelia is the source of this 8319-nucleotide messenger RNA. NCBI's taxonomy places the organism in Eukaryota, Ciliophora, Oligohymenophorea, Peniculida, Parameciidae. The record is from the annotation of a GenBank genome assembly.
AUGAAAAGUUUAUUUUAUCAUUAUUCAUUAAUACUUUCAAUAAGCGCAGUCAUAUAUAAAAUAGAUUAAAUUACAGCAGUGAAAAGAAUAAUGGCUAAUUGGAAUGAAUAAAAUUUAUUGAUAGGAAGCUUUUCAAAAUAUACACCAUUUAAUAAUUUUGAGAAUGUAGGUGAAAUUUCUAGAAGUGAAACUAAUUCUCAAUUAAUAUAUGCAGGUCUUGAUUUAGAUAAUUAAAGUGCAAGGAUUCUGCAUUUUUUAGAAUUUAAUGAGUAAUUUAAAUAAAUUAAGCAUGUAAUAAAAAUUUUGACAUUAUCGCAAUAUAUUUAAGAGGAAUUUUUAAUAGAUUAUUAGAAUUAUGAAGGACAUUGGAUAUCUUAAUAUAUGUACUUUAAUGAACAAUAAUUGAUUAUUGGUAUUAAAUAAUAAAAUGGUUAUCAAUAAAAAUAAAUUUUUACUAAUUAAUUUGGGAAAAAUGAGUUUCUUUUAAUUCUUGGUGGUAGCUUAAAAGUAUAGAAUAAUUUUUAUUGUAGAUCUUAGAUUCAAUACCUAAUUAAACACUUUUAUUAAGUAGUUUUCAAGGAUUUUUAACUUUUUAUUUAGAAGAAGAGAUAUCAAUUUUAGAUGAUAAAAAUUUUAUCUCUAAAUGUGUCCCAUAAUAAAAUGAUUAAAUAUCAAGUUAUUUUUCUAAUGAAGGAGGUACAUACACAGAAUUUUCAACUGAAAAUGAAUAUGUGAACUCAUUCUUUUUAUAAUUUUGGAUGAAAAUAUUACCUUCAAAAUAAUCAUUAAAUUAAAUUUUAAGAUUGUCAAUAAAUAAAUCUUCUAAUUUUAUAGGAAAGAUAGGAAGUAAUAGUGUUAUUCUUAAUUAUGAAUAUUUAGAAGAAAAUUUGAUUUAUUAUUUUGAAUAUUAUUCAUAUGACUUUCCAAUAAUAAAUCAAUCUGUUGAUGAUCCUUAUAAAUAGUUUUUUUAAGAAUCUAUAUCAAUAUAAUUUAUAAAUGAAUGGCAUUUGAUUUAAGUGAAAUAUCUUGAAAAAUAAUUAAUAAUUUAAUUAGAGAAUUUUAUAUUAAAAGAAUAGAAAAUAAAGAUCUUUGAAAAUGUAAAUUAAUUUACAAAUACAAAAAUGAAAAUUUAUUUUGGAGGAAAUCAAUAUUAAAUGAAUUAAAACAGAUUAGAAAUUGGAUAUGUUAAAUUUUAAAAUUGUUUCGAUAAUAAUUAUUAAAUUUAAUAUUGUCAUAAUACUUGUAAAACUUGUUUUGGACCAUUUAGAUCUUAAUGUUUAAGUUGUUUUGAUUAUUAGAAUAGAAUUUAUGAUAAUAUUCAAAAGAGUUGUAAUUGCAAAUCAUGGCAUUAUGAAAAUUAGGCAGAUCAUAUUUGUAUAGGAUAAGAAUAAAAAUAGUAUUUAGAAAUAAAAGAAUAUCUUAAAAAUGAUCCAAAAUUUGAUGAAAAUGAUAAAUUUAGAACCUGUGCUUUUGGUUAUUUUUUAUUUAAUGAUGAAUGUAUUUAAUGGUAUAAAUUAAUAUUUAUUACAUAGUCCAUCAGCAUCAUAAAAAAAUUAUAUUAUUUGUAUUAAUUGUUUAAUAAAUCAUGAUACUUGGAUUUAUGAAGGUAAGUGUGGUAAUAUAUUUAUUUAACAACCAGGAAUUGAAAAUGCUGUUUAUAAUGAAUUAGGUGUAAGUUCUAUUGAUAUUUUAAAAGAAUUCAUUCUAAUAGAUAAUGAAUUAUCAUCAUGUGGGUAUUGUGAUUAAUGUUCAGAUUUUGAAAUUUAGAAUAAUUAUAAUGAUUGUUUUUUGUAUCCUUUUAAACAUGCAGAAAAACCUUAUUAUAUAACUUGUCGCUAUGGAUAUGAUGCUGAAACUUUUAAAUGUAAGUAUAAUCCAAAACCCUAUUUUUAAAGAUUCUGUGAAUCAAAUUGUGGAUAAUGUAAUUUUGAUGGUUCUUGCAAAUAUUGUAAAAGUCCAACUGAAUAUUUCUUUACUUGGGAAAGAAAAUGUAGAUUAUGCAAAGUUAAAAACUGCAAAUAUUGUUUUUAAUAUAAUAGAUAUGAUCAUAGUUAAGUUUCAGUGAAUUCUGAUAUAGAAUAAAUUUUAAUAUCUUAAAAUGAAGAAGAUUAUAUUAUGGCAUGUGCUUUAUGUAAUUAAGGUUAUGUAUUCAAUUUUUAGAUAAAUGAAUGUGUUUUAUAAUAACUAAAUUCUCCAUGCAAUAAUGGCUAUAUAGAUGAAAAUUUAUAAUUUGUUUGCACUAAUUCAUUAGGAAUUUUCAAUCAGCAAGAAAAUAAUCUUGUUUCAUAAUUUCAUGAUUGCUUGAAAUAUUUUACAAAUUGUUAAUCUUGUAUUUAAGAUAGUUUAAAAAUGAUUUAUUGUAUCAAAUGUUUAGAUGGAUAUUAUUUAGAUUAUCAUAAUGGUUUAUGUUUCACAUGUUCAUAAAAAUUCCAAAAUUCAAGAACAUGCAAAACUGAAACUUCAUCAUAAGAUUCUUGGAAAUAUGAUUUAGUAAGCUUUUUUUUGAAUUUUAUACCUAAUAGUACUCCUAUAUAAUUGAUUGGAAAUUAUUAUUUAACAGACUAUAUUCUUUUAGAAUGCAAUGAAGGCUUUCUUUUAUCUGUGGCUUCAUGUAUACCAAUGAUAGAGAAUAGAUGUGCUAAUUGGCAUAAUAAAGGUUAUUGUUCUAAAUGUCAAAAUUUAGAUCAGGGAUAUGAUGCUUAAACAUUUUUUUAUGGUAGAUGUUAAAUUUGUCCAUAUCCAUGUAGAUUUUGUGUUCCUAUAUCUGAUUUUACAAUUAAUCAAAUAAAUCCUUAUUUUAUAAUUAAUGAAGAUACAAAGGCUUAAACUUAUAAGUGUUUAUUAAACCAAAAUCAAAAUGAAACUUUUAUUCAUCAGUAAUCUGGGCAACAACUAUCCAAAGACACAAAUAACCAAAAAUUUUUACUUUCAAUAUAAAAACCUUAAUUUCCAGAUUCACCUAUUUCGAAUGCUCAAGCUUAUAUUGAUUUUGAAUAUUUAAAAAGAAGAAAGGUAAGUACUUAUAUUGAUAAUUAUAAUGCCUUUAGAGAAGAAGAUCCUAUAAACUUAAGAGCUUUCCUAUUUUUUAUUUUCAAUUCAACUGUUCUCUAUGAUGGAUAUAAUGAUACAUUUCAUGAAAAAUAGAUAUCCAUUAUUAAUUAAACAACAGUUAACAUAUAAAAUGUUUAAUUUUAUUCUUAAAAAAACAAAAUUAUUAUUUCCUCACAAUUAGGUGUUAGUAUUUACAUUCAUAAUAUUACAUUACAUAAUUAAGUUAGAGAUAGUCCCUUAAUAAUAAUAACAAAUUUUACAUAUUUAUUUAUUUAAAAAUUAGAUAUUUAAGAUAUUACUUUACUUAAUACUUCUCUUUUUAAUUUAAACUAAAAUGAUAAUUAAACUAAAUUUUAUUCAGUAGUAAUUUAAGAGAUAAUUUUGAAAAACUGUAUUUUUCUAAAUAGUUCUUUUAUUUAUCUUUUUACUAAAUUUUAUUAUAUUGAUUAAUUUAAAAUCAAUAAAAUAAUUUUAAAUAAUUGUUCAUUUGAAAAUUCUUAAUUCAAUAAAUUUGGAGAUUAAUUAAUCGUUGUUAAUAAUUUUGUAUUAGAAGAUUUUAAAAUUAUCAAUUCUAAUUUAAUCAAUAGUGAAUUAAUAUUACUUCAAAAUUCCAAUUUUAAUUUAAUUGAUGGAAUAAUUUUACAAAAUUGCAAAUUGAAUUUAACUACAUUAGUAUCACUUAGCCCUUAUAGCAUAUUAAACCAAAUGGAAUUUUAUAAUAUAAUUUUGUAUAAUUCAGUAUUCAUAAUAUAUACAGAAACUAUUAUUUCUGGAUACAAACAUUAAAUAAAUGAAUUGUAUAUGGAAAGUAUCUUAAUUUGUGGUAAAAAUCCAAUUAAAAUUUCUCAAAAUUUACUUGAAACUUCUUUUAUUGAAGUGAAAAAGGUUACAUUAAAUUAAAUACAGUUUAAUUGUCAAUUUUAAUAAGAUAUGCAAGAAAAAAAAUCAAUAUGUAUAUUUGAUUUAUAAAGCAAUAAAAUAGAUAUAUCACUAAUAAGGAAUGAUUAAAUUUAUAAUUAUUGGAUUUUAUGUAUUAACAAUUCAAAUAUAAUCAAUAUAGAUGAUAUUCAUCUAAAUUCUAAUCAUAAACUUAAAUAUGAUCCUAAUAAAAAUUACUCAAAAUUAAGUCCUUUGAAUUCAGGAUUUCUAUAUUUAAAAUAAGUUAUAACAGCUACUUUUUCAAACAUCAUUAUAAGAUCUUAGAGCCUAUUAGAUUCAUCUAUGAUUUAUAUCAACUCAAAAAAUGAAUAAUAAAUAAAAACUUAAUCACUUAAAUUUUCAAAUGUAGUAUUUGAAAAUAAUUUGUUGAUUAAAAUCUAAAGUUUUUCAAUAACAACUUUACUUUAUGUAGAAUUCGAAGAUAAAUGUAUUAUAACAAUUUCUAAUAUUACUUUUAUUUCAAAUUACAUAAGACAUCUUAUUUUUGAUUACUUUACAAUCUCCCCAAGUCUUAUUUGUAUUAUAACCUAAUCUUUGACUUAAUUAUAAAAUGCUAUAUUUUAUUAAAAUGAAAAUGUAAAUUCCUGCUUUCCAUCUUUAUAUAUUAAAUCUUCAGAGAUUUAAAUUGAAAAUAUAACUGUAUAAGGUAUUAAUGUAUUUAAUUUUGAUUUAAUAAGUUAUUUUUCUGAAAAUAAUAUCUUUAAUUAUGGAGGUUUCUCUUAUUUAUAUGGUUAGUAAAUUACAAUUAUUGAUUCAAAAUUUGAAAAUGAAUUGGCUUUAGAAAUUGCAUAUUUUUAUAUUUAUCUAUAUAAUUAAGGUAAUAUGAAAAUUAUUAAAACCUCAUUUCAUAGUAUAAUAGUUUCAACUGAGUAGGAUAAUAAUUAUAAUAGAGCAGUAUUUGAGAUAGAUGCUACAAGUUCAAAUUUAAAUUUUGAAAUGAAUUAUGUUUAAAUUUCAAAUGUUUUAAGUCGAUAUUCUUCUGGUUUCUUAAAAAUUAGUCCUUCUAGAAUUAAAAAUUAAUUGUAAUUAAAUAAUAUUAAGGUAAAAAAUGUUUUAUCAAAACACCAACACAUUUUAGAUUUAACUUGUAUGAAUUAUGUUGAUAAUUCAGUAUAAAUUACUGAUUUUUCUUUAAAAUUAGAAAAAGAAUAUUAUAAGAAAUAUAAUGAAUUUGUUGAUAAUAAAAAUAAUCUAAAUUAAUUAUCUUAUAUAGAUAUUUAAGGAAUGAUUAUAAUAACUAAUAGGUAUAAAAUUAAUUAAUAUAUAUAGUUCUAUAAUAUUUAAAAAAUUGCAUUUUAGUGGUUUUGCUCCAAUAACUAUUUUAUGCCUUUUAGAUAAUUCUAAAAUUUUGAUCACUAAUUUAGUUAUAGAAUAAAUAGAAGUGGCUACAAAAAAGUUAAAUAUUAUAUAACAUGAAUAUUCUGGAAAUUAAUUAAAGAUAAUUAAUUUGUAUCUUUGUUAUUUAAUAAUAAAAAAUGCAUAUAAUGAAAUAGAUACUAAUGUUGAAUCAUUCUUUGAAAUCUUAUAAAAUUUUCCGAAAAGAUUAAUUUUAAGAGAUUUUCUUAUCAUCAAUAAUACAUGUUAAACCUGUAAAAAUGGAUUGAUUUAUUUUCAAUAAAUUGAAAAACUUUUAAUACAUAAUUCAAUCAUUUACAAUAAUCAAUGUGGUAAAUUCACUUGUUUGAUGCUUAAUCAAGUGAAUCAGAGUGUAAUUAAAUAAAGUAAAUUUAUUAGAAAUUCUGGAACUUAAGGUGGAGCCUUAAACAUAAAAACUACCAAAAUAUAAAUGAAAAAUAUUUUAUUUUUGCAAAAUGAUGCUGAAAAUGGUGGAGCUUUGUAUUUAUCAUCUACUUCAAUGAAAUUAGACAUAUUAAUAUAAGAUUUAUAUCUAAUUUAAAAUAAAGCUAAUAUUGGAGGAGCUAUUUAUUUAGAAAAUCAUAAUUUUAGAAAAGAGGAGUUGUUACAAGUAUAUUUCUUGAAAAAUAUUGGAUAAGAAUAUAUAGAUAAUAUUAGAGAAAAUCCAAUCUAAUUAAAAUUAUCAAUAUUUAAUUAAGAAUUGGAUACUAAAUCAAUGUCUAAUAUUGGAUCACCUAAUUUUGAAAAAUAUAAACUUAAUACAAAUAUCAUUUAUAUACCAAGUGGACAAUAAAUAAAUAAUUAUAGUAUUUAGAAUCUAGAAAGACAAGUUUUCAUCAUUUAUAAUUUAAAUCCAAAAUUAUAUGCAAUUAACAAUUUAGGAGAAAAAUAAAUAAAUUUAUAAAAAUACAAAUGCGUUUUAAAAUAAUAAUAAAAUUAAAAAAAUGAUUUAUUCUAAAAUCAAGAAUAUAUUAUACCUUUUAAUUAAGACACCCAAUCAUUUGAUUUUUCAAAUUUAAUUAUAAAUUUGGAUCCUUAUAUUAAAAAUGAAACAAUCUUUGUUUUUGAUUGUGAUUGUUUUACUGAAUCUUAAUAUAAGUUUUAUUUAAGUGUUAAAUCAUUUCCAUGCCAAGUAGGUGAAUUUUAUUAUUUUAAUUAAUGUAUUAAAUGUGAAGAAUCUAAAGGUUUCUAUUCAGUUGAACCUAAAGCUACUUUUUGUUAGAAAAUAGAUCCAAAUAUUAUUUAAGAAAAUACAGCAAGUGAAAUCUCAUUAUAGCCAGGUUAUUGGAGGCCAAAUUAUAGAAGCAAAUAUAUCAAUAAAUGUACAAGAUAGAAGAUAUAAUGUCUCGGAGGAUGGAAACCAGGAGAUCAAUCAUGUAAUUUAGGUUAUAUUGGAGCUUUAUGUGAAGAAUGUGAUAUAUAUAAUAUCAAAGGAGAUGGCCAAUAUUAUAAAAAUAAAAAUAGCAAAUGUGUUUUUUGCAGUGAUUUUGGAUUUUCAAUAUUCAUAUCACUAUUAUUUGGAUCAUUGUAUCAAUUUUCAUUAUUUCUUUUAGAACCAUAGGUUCAAUGAUAUUAACUGUAAGCAGUGUUAACACUAUUUUUAAAAGCUUUCUGAAAUUAAAAUUAACAUCAAAGCAUUAUAAGGUCUUAUUUAAUCAUAGUUUAGGUAGAAAAUAUAUUUUAUAUAUAGAUUAAUCGGCUGCUUUAAUUAAAACGGUUGUCAAUUAUUUUUAGAUCUUAGUCAGAAUUAAAUCUUUUCAAUUAGAACUUUAUUUUAAUAUUAUUGAUGUUCUUACUCCUUUAAGCAAUCCUAUAAGCACAUCAUCUUAUACAUAUGAAUGUUUUUUAACCUAAUAAACAGAAUUACAGAUUAUUUACAUUAGUCUCAUUAUUAACAUUUUGGCACCAAUCUUUUUCUAUUUUAUAUUUUUAACAGUUUAUAUGCUUUUAAUUUUUAAAAAGAAACUAAAACUUACACCAACUAUCUAUGCAACUGCCAUAUUUUAUUUAUUUUUUUAUGCCCAACCUAAUAUCAUUCUAGAAUUAGGAGAAUUAAUUACAUCAAGAAAUAUUUCUGAAAUUUAAUACAUAAAUCGAAAUGUCUCUAUUCUAUACUUUACAAAAACUCAUAUUUCUUGGGUUCUAUUUUUUAUUACACCAGUUUUACUCAUAAUUGGUAUUAUAAUCCCACUUAUUUUAUUCCUAAUAUUAUAUAAGAAAAGAUACCAUUUUAAUUAAGAAAAAGUUAGAAAAAUAUGGGGCUAUAUAUUUAAUGAUUAUAAGGAAUCCUCAUUUUAUUGGGAAAUUUUUAGAGUAUCUGAAAGAGAAAUUAUAUUAUUAUCACUUAUAAUAUUUGAAGAGCAAAUUGAAAUUAAGGGUAUAUUAACAUUUUUGAUAUUGUUUUUGUAUCAUAUAAUUGUUUAAAACAAAAAACCUUUUAAUAUGGAAACACUAAAUCGAUUUGAAUAAAAAUGCAUUACAUUAUCUAGUUUGAUUUUUCUGAUUUGUGGUAUUAAAUAUCAAAUUUAAAUAUUACAAAUAGUAUCAAUAGAUUUCAUAUUACAAACACUUCUAUUAAUUGUAUUCAUAAUCUUUUUUUACAUCUUAAUAAGUUAAACAAUUUCAACAUACUAUCAAAAAUAUAAUGAUAGAUUAGAUGGUAUUCGAAAAAUCUUGUUAUAAAGAUUCCCAAAAAUCAUUCAGAUAUGCCCUUAAUUGAAAAAUUAUCUUAAAUUGAGAGUUGAAAUCAAAAAUAAAUUGAAAUCAAGAGUUAAAUUAGUUAAGGAAGCCUUAAUUAUAUCCAAAGGCGAAAAUAUAAUGUAAAGUUAGCAUAACAAUCUACUCUCGUUUUCUUUAUAAAAAAGUAUUUAUCCUGAAGAAUAAGCUUAAAAUCUUUCAAAUCUAUUGACAAAUUAAAAAAAUAAUGAAAAAGAGAAAACACAUUUUGUAAAAGAUUUAGUAUCUAUUCAUUGA